This is a messenger RNA of Xenopus laevis (African clawed frog), 1142 nucleotides long. RefSeq names its product protein kinase C theta type-like. NCBI's taxonomy places the organism in Eukaryota, Metazoa, Chordata, Amphibia, Anura, Pipidae. The coding region runs from base 701 to 1102 and encodes 133 amino acids. The record is from RefSeq and is a predicted model, not a curated record. The transcript is spliced from 2 exons.
AUUUUCCUUUUUAAUCAUCAUUGUAAUCAGCGGCAUGCGUUCAUCACUAUGGAGUUCAUCCGUGGGGGCAGCAUUGAAGAUCAUCUGGCAAGAUAUGGACAUCUGGAGAUGAGCAGAGUACUGUAAGUAUUGGAUGGGAUUGUGCUUUAGUUGAAAUGAACUGGCACAGAAAAUGCAUUAUAAUUCUAUUGAGUAAUUGUGCAAUAAAUACAUGGGCAAUUAUAUGAAUUAUGUAAACUAUUUUCUUUUUAGGUUCCAUUCAGCGGAGAUUGUUUGUGGUCUGGAAUUCCUCCACCGCAGCGGCAUUGUCCAUCGGUCAGUAUAGCUCUGGUCUCUCUAAUGUUUAAAUUGUUAUUAUUUCUAACACCUGUAUAAAUACUUUAUUCUCUAUUACAGAGAUCUGAAGCCCGAAAACAUCAUGCUGGAUCAAGAGGGUCACAUAAAAAUAUGUGACUUUGGUCUGGCAGUUAAGAACAUGUUCGGUGACAGGACCAUCAUUGGCCGAGCAGGGACACUUGGAUACAUGGCACCAGAGGUAAGAAAUACAAUUCCAUAUUUUUACACCAUUUACACCACCACUGGAGAAUUCAUUUGUUAAGUGAAUUAAUUCUGGUAUUUUCUUUUUGUUUCCCAGGUCCUGCAGAAGAGGCGCUACAAUGUGGCAGUUGACUGGUGGUCAUUGGGCAUAAUCAUAUGUGAAAUGGCCACUGGUAUUAGCCCAUUUUAUGAUGGUAGCAACAAUGAGAAAGUCAUUCAGUCUACCAUCAAUGAUGAGCCGAACAUCCCUCCUUCCCUGAAUGAAGAUUUGAAGGAUCUUCUAGGAAAGCUCCUGGAAAAGGAUCCUCAGAAGCGUCUCGGUGUUUAUGGGAGCGUGAGACACCACCCAUUCUACUCAUCGAUCAACUGGGUGGAGCUGGAGAGGAAGAGAAUACCACCCCCUUUCCAGCCAAAAGCAGUAAGUAUGUUUUGCCAAACACUAAAAAGGAAUGAAUGCUCACUGGUACACACAAUAUUUCUCUUCUGCCUAUUUGAUUUUUUACAUUAUUUAUUGCCUUACCAGAAUAUUGUACUGUACAAAAUCAACAGUGCUAUUUAUUUAUGACCACUUGGAUGUAAUAUCAGUAUUUAAUGCUUUUUUUAUU